Messenger RNA from Prunus armeniaca (apricot), 1200 nucleotides. The record is from the annotation of a GenBank genome assembly. NCBI's taxonomy places the organism in Eukaryota, Viridiplantae, Streptophyta, Magnoliopsida, Rosales, Rosaceae.
AUGCCCAAAACGUUGGCCUUAAUGGCAGUGCAAAGGCAAACAGCAGCAUCAACAUCAGCAAGACCGGCAAUGAGGCUACAACAAGGGGGGCAAGAGGCUUUAGGGCUAGGGCUAGGGCUUGGGGUUGGGGUUGGGGUUGGAGGAUAUUGUGUGGGGGUUGGUGUUGGGGUUGGAGGAUAUUGUGUGGGGGUUGGCGUUGGGGUUGGGGUUGGGGUUGGCAUUGGGAUUGGAGUUGGCGUUGGGGUUGGAGGAUAUUGUGUGGGGGUUGGCGUUGGGGUUGGUGUUGGGGUUGGGGUUGGCGUUGGAGUUGGGGUUGGGGUUGGGGUUGGCGUUGGGGUUGGAGUUGGGGUUGGAGUUGGCGUUGGCGUUGGGGUUGGGGUUGGGGUUGGGGUUGGCGUUGGAGUUGGGGUUGGGGUUGGCGUUGGCGUUGGGGUUGGAGUUGGGGUUGGAGUUGGUGUUGGCGUUGGGGUUGGGGUUGGGGUUGGGGUUGGCGUUGGGGUUGGCAUUGGGAUUGGAGUUGGCGUUGGGGUUGGAGGAUAUUGUAUGGGGGUUAGGGUUGGCGUUGGGGUUGGGGUUGGGGUUAGGGUUGGGGUUGGGGUUGGUGUUGGCGUUGGGGUUGGGGUUGGAGUUGGCGUUGGGGUUGGGGUUAGAGUUGGAGUUGGUGUUGGCGUUGGGGUUGGGGUUGGCGUUGGGGUUGGCAUUGGGAUUGGAGUUGGCGUUGGCGUUGGCGUUGGAGUUGGGGUUGGGGUUGGAGUUGGCGUUGGUGUUGGGGUUGGAGGAGAUUGUGUUAGUGUUGGGAUUGGGGUUGGACUUGGGGUUGGGGGAGAUUGUGUUGGGGUUGGGGUUGGCGUUGGGGUUGGGGUUGGGGUUGGAGUUGGCGUUGGUGUUGGUGUUGGGGUUGGAGUUAGAGUUGGGGGAUGUGGUUUUGGGGUUGGGGGAGGGCAUUUUGGAGUUGGAGGAGGUUGUUUUGGAGUUGGGGGAGGUGGUUUUGGGGUUGGGGGAGGGCAUUUUGGGGGUGGGGUUGGGGGAGGGCAUUUUGGUUUUGGGGUUGAGGGGGGAGGGUGUUUUGGUUUUGGGAUUGAGGGGGGAGGGUGUUUUGGUUUUGGGAUUGAGGGAGGAGGGUGUUUUGGUUUUGGGGUCGAAGGGGGAGCGUGUUUUGGGGAUUUUGGUGGUGUUGGUGGUGGACAAUUAGGAACAUGA